This is a messenger RNA of Kalmanozyma brasiliensis GHG001, 2571 nucleotides long. Its product is annotated as DNA photolyase, FAD-binding/Cryptochrome, C-terminal. The transcript has a single exon. The coding region runs from base 1 to 2571 and encodes 856 amino acids. NCBI's taxonomy places the organism in Eukaryota, Fungi, Basidiomycota, Ustilaginomycetes, Ustilaginales. Gene Ontology annotation, biological process: photoreactive repair. Gene Ontology annotation, molecular function: deoxyribodipyrimidine photo-lyase activity; FAD binding; damaged DNA binding. The record is from RefSeq and is a predicted model, not a curated record.
AUGGACGGUUCCAGCUCCUCGGCGUCACCCAGCGCCUCGCACGGUGGCACUUCCACGCUGGGCUCUGAAGUCGGCCGCAGCGUCCUCAUUUGCUUGCUCCGUCUCGACCUGCGCAUUCACGACAACCCUCUGUUCUACUAUGCACACCAGACGCCCAAGCCCAUUGUCUCGACCGCAGAAAAGACGGUCGACCUUAGCAAACUCGAAGAUGAAGCUCUCCUCGGCUCGACCGCCGAUUACCUCCUUCCCGUCUUCGUCUUUGACGAACGAGAGAUGGAGCUCAGCGGCCUGCCCGGCUACAACAGGAAGGGCCCAGAAGCCCGAACCAGAGAGUACGGUUUCUGGAAGACCGGUGGCUUCCGAACUCGUUUCGUCUCGGAGUCUGUUUACGAUGUUCGUUCGCGCCUUCGUAAUGUCGGUUCCGACUUGCUCAUUCGCUUCGGCUUCCCAGAAGAUGUCGUCUCCAACCUUGUCAAGGGCUUUCAAGCCGAAGGCACACACGUCGAAGGCGUGUGGCUUCAGAAGGAGAUGACGUACCCAGAGAUCGAUGUCGAGAACGCCAUCGUGGAAAAGCUCCAGGGCAGUGGCGUUCCCGUGCAGUUCGUUCACGGCAAGACGCUCAUCCACCCCUCCGACCUUCCCUUCGAAAGCAGCGAGACCCCGGAUGUCUUUACGCCUUUCCGCAAGAAGGUCGAGGCGUUGGGCACCAAGAUGGUCCGCCCCGUCAAGCACUCGCCCGCCAAGUUCAAGACGUUCCCUCCCAAUGUGCCAUCCACUCCCGACUACGCCCUCGACGUGUCGUACGAGGUCGAUGUCGAUGGUCUCGCACCUCGUGCCCUCGAGACCAAGGACAAGCAGGAAGGCGAGGUCUCGUUCCACGACAUUCUCCGCUUCCUUCUUACACCGCUCAACGACUCGCAAUUGCCACCGACACUCGAAGCGAGCGCCUUGCUACAACAACGACACCCCGCCUCGGCCUUCCCUCUGCGCGGUGGCGAGUCUUCAGCACUGGAUCGUCUCGACUGGUACUUCGUUCGAGGCAAGUCGGCCGACUCGUCCCGAUGGGGCAAGGCCGACCCCCCACCCGCCGCCCGCUACAAGCAGACGCGAAACAACCUCAUCGGUCACGCCUACAGCACAAAGAUGUCGCCCUUCCUCGCCUACGGCAGUAUUUCGCCACGUCAGAUCUGGGAGGCCCUCGACGAGCACGAAAAGAAGUUUGGCGAGGACCAAAACACCUAUUGGGUGCGCUUCGAGCUGCUGUGGCGCGACUACUUUUUCUUUGUCGCCGAGAAGUUCGGCCAUCUGCUGUACGAUCUGGGCGGCUUCGAGCGUGCCACCGAUCCUCGGCAGGCGGCCAAAAAGAUGGAGGAAGGUUGGUGGCGCAAGUGGAACCCGCUCAAGGAUGGACCGGAGCACGAGAUGACGCGUCUCCUCGAAGGUCGAACCGGUAUCCCUUUCAUCGACGCCAACAUCCUCGAGCUGCGCGAAUCGGGGUUCAUGUCGAAUCGCGGUCGACAGAACGUCGCGAGCUUCCUCUCCAAGGACCUCGGGUACGAUUGGCGCAUCGGCGCCGAGUUCUUCCAAUCCCAUCUGAUCGACUACGACCCGACGUCCAACUACGGCAACUGGCAGUACGUCGCCGGUGUCGGCAACGACCCGCGCGCCUCUCGGCAGUUUAACACCAUCAAGCAGGCGAAAGACUACGACUCGCAUGGCGAUUAUGUCAAGAUGUGGAUCCCGGCGCUGCGCAACCUGCACGCGGACUACGUGCACACUCCGUGGCUGCUGACCACCGAAGAACGCCGACGGUAUGGACUCAAGACGACCAAGAUGGACGUGACCAUCGACGGAUAUCCCGCACAACCGCUGUUCGAGCACGAGGGUUGGCAGCGCCACUACGAGCGCAAGCAGGGCGUUGGAUCGAAGAUGCACGGUAAUCCGCAGGAGAAGGUGAAAGACGGGAAAGUUCCACGACGUCAUCGACCGAGUUAUCGCGUGUCAGCGGCGACGUAUGGGGCGUUGACGGAUGGGUCGCAUGUGGAUCAGCUGUCUGCGUCUGCGGGCACGCUCUAUAGUGGGUACGACGGGAGUGGAUCGCGGAACGUGAUCCCGCCUCUGAGGGGGGCGAGUGGGUCGAUUGGCCCAGGGUACAACGCCCGCCCGCAGAACUUCCCCAACGUGGCCGGGUUGAACAUCGGUGGUGGGGGUGAGAGGUCCGGAUCGCCGUUUGGAACCAGCCCGAGUGGUCAGGCGCAAAAGUAUGCGCGAACUACAGCAAGCGGUGUACCCACCAACCUGCCCGCACCUGUCGGCCGAGCACCGGGGAACGCAUUCGACUUUGGCCCCGGUAGAACGGGCAGCGCGUCCAGUUUGGACCUGCCCAACGGCCGACGACGGGAUCAACAGGCCAACGGGUUCACGGAUCCGAUCUCGCAAUUUGCCAGUCCGGGCAAUGGUCAUGGUGGCAACGGAAACGGGGUACCCAGCGGCAACGGAGGGAAUGGUCAUGCACCACAGGCAGUGUCCAAAGCGGACCUCGAGACGAGCUGGCGUCGCGGCUCCAAGUAG